This is a messenger RNA of Lycium barbarum (goji berry), 1359 nucleotides long. Its product is annotated as pectin acetylesterase 11-like. Gene Ontology annotation, biological process: cell wall organization. The record is from RefSeq and is a predicted model, not a curated record. Gene Ontology annotation, molecular function: pectin acetylesterase activity. Gene Ontology annotation, cellular component: plant-type cell wall. NCBI's taxonomy places the organism in Eukaryota, Viridiplantae, Streptophyta, Magnoliopsida, Solanales, Solanaceae. Bases 84 to 1241 code for a protein of 385 amino acids. The transcript has 13 exons.
GCAUUGUUUGCUUUCUCCUUCUAAAACCUCCUUUCUUUCGAUUUAAUUAAGAAGAACAACGUAACAUUCUUGUUGAUAACAACAUGAUGGCAACAUUUAUGUUGGCUUUGCUAGCAUGUCUAGCAGUAUUGUGCACCACUGUUCUCGGCGCCAGAAUUGUCAAUAUCACAAUACUAGAAAGCGCAACUGACCAAGGCGCAGUGUGCCUCGAUGGGAGCCCGCCCGCUUAUUAUCUUGACAGGGGAUUUGAUACCGGAAUUUCCAACUGGAUUAUCUUCCUUCAAGGCGGUGGGUGGUGUGACAGUAUCCCUGAUUGCCAAGGACGUGCAACUAUGGACAUAGGUUCUUCCAAGCAUAUGACGAAACAAACUCAUUUUGCCGGGAUACUUCAUAACACUCCCCAAGAAAAUCCAGAUUUUUACAACUGGAACAGGGUGAGGGUGAAUUAUUGUGAUGGAUCAUCUUUUACUGGCGAUAUCGAACAAGUUGAUCCAGACAACAACCUUUUCUUCAGAGGAGCAAGAAUAUUUAAAGCUGUUCUGGAAGAUUUACGGAGCAAAGGAAUGCAAUAUGCUAAAAAUGCAAUCUUGAGUGGAACUUCCGCCGGAGGAUUGGCUACAAUUUUGAACUGCGACAAGUUCAAAUCCCUCCUUCCAAAUGAUGCCAUAGUAAAGUGCGUUGCAAACGCAGGCUUCUUCAUCAACGUCAAGACAAUCUCUGGUACUUCUAAUAUUCAAACGACGUAUCAUAGAGUCGUUACUUUACAUGGAUCGGCUAAGAAUUUGCCUUCAUCUUGCACGUCUACAAUGGAACCAAGUCUGUGCUUUUUCCCUCAACAUGUUGUUCCAUAUGUUGAGACUCCACUUUUUAUAAUCAAUUCCGCAUAUGACGCUUGGCAGAUUAACAACACUUUGGUUCCUACAAACCUCGAUCCUCGACAUGUUUGGGAACAUUGCAAGGCUCAAAUAAGUAGCUGCACGUUUAGUCAACGUAUAGUUAUUCAAGUUUUCGGAGUGGAGUUCUUGAGGGCAUUCGAGGGACUCAACCCUUGUUAUACGAGGGGUUAUUUCAUCACUUCUUGUCACACUCAUGGGCAAAUCAUAUCGACGAAUUAUUGGUUCAGUGCUACCUCUCCAAGCAUACUUAAUAAGGCAAUUGCGGAAGCUGUUGGUGAUUGGUAUUUUGAUAGGGUAGGAUUUCAUCAACAUAUAGACCCAUAUCCUUCUGCUAGAGAUUGCUAACAUCAUGAAAUUUCAUGUUCAGUUGAGCUAUGUACAACUGAUACAAUAUUCAGUGAAUGAAAAAAAAGAACUCAUGUUUAGAUUCCAAAUAUUGUUGACAAUGAGGUGUUUGCCAUAU